UGAGCAAAGAGUGUCCAGUUAUGGGAGGAAACGACUCGUACGCUGACAUCGAUAGACAGCUGAAGAAGACGGUGGAGGACCUGAACGAGGCUCGAGCCACCAAGGAGGAGAUCGCACAGAGAUGUCACGAGCUGGACAUGCAGGCUUUCCAUGUACAGGAGCAGCGAGAUAGACUGAGGUUAGAGUAUAUUGAACUAGAGGAGAGGGUAAAUAACAUUUUUAUUCCUAAUUUCUCUCAGUCCUUGUCGUUUGGCGUGUGAAUUGAAAGCCCUGGAUUUGAAGUGUGCUCUCUGCUUCUAUAACAGCAUCUCCUGUUUGAAAUCCAGGCUCCUUUGACUGUGUCUGCCUCCCUAAUGGCACCCUUAAUGGCACCCUAUUCACUAUGUAGUACACUACUAUUGACCAGAGCUCUAUGGGAUGCCUUAUGGGACCCUGAUCAAAAGUAGUGCACUCUAUAGGGAGCAGUGUGCCAUUGGGGACACAGCCUGUGUGGCGUAUUAGUCAGCUGUCCUGUCAUGCCCACCUCAGUUCUGUGUCUCACCAAGAACCACCCACCCUGCCCGUCCAGACUAAUUAUCCUCCCCCUCCCCAUGUUGACUUCCUAGUGUGUUACCAAGACGUCCCAGUGGUAGGAAGUGCUUGGGUGCUUGGUUUUUGGUCUUGGCAGCAGUGUUCUGUCUCACCAUUUUACAUUAACAUUUGACUCAUUUAGUAGACAUUCUUAUCCAGAGCGACUUACAGGAGCAAUUAGGGUUACGUUCCUUGCUAAAGGGGACGUUAACAUAUUUCACCCAGUUUGCUCAGGGAUUCAAACCAGCGACCUUUCGGUUACUGGCCCAACGCUCUUAACCUCUAGCCUAGA
Messenger RNA from Salvelinus sp. IW2-2015, 862 nucleotides. Its product is annotated as protein Hook homolog 3. The record is from RefSeq and is a predicted model, not a curated record. Lineage: Eukaryota; Metazoa; Chordata; Actinopteri; Salmoniformes; Salmonidae.